Caenorhabditis sp. 36 PRJEB53466 is the source of this 1993-nucleotide messenger RNA. The record is from the annotation of a GenBank genome assembly. Lineage: Eukaryota; Metazoa; Nematoda; Chromadorea; Rhabditida; Rhabditidae.
AUGCCGUCGCUCGAGGAGGAGAUGAAUUCGACGAUCGUGCCCUAUCCGUAUAUUGCUAUACCGCCGCCGACUCAGCAACCAACAAGUGGGUUCUUUUUGGGGUGAAAAAGGGAACAGUGGAAUUCCUCUUCGUUAAUCGAAUUAUUCCUUUGAGAAAUGACCUUCAAGCACAAUGCAUUAUUUUCUGAAACCGGCCAAGAGUUUCUAGUCUGAUCACUCUGAGUCAUGGCUAAUAUUCCGGAAGUCCAUUUCAUUCGACAUUCAACCAGAAGCCAUAUCGGCUCGAAACUUUUCAAAAAUGUUCGGCAACAAUGUCUGUUUUCACGCUUUAUUUCGAGAUCUCUGCCCUAAAAAUAACCUCGAAGCACAUGCUUCAUCAGUCAUCAUUUUCCCGCGAAUAGAUAUUGGCACUGAAUAGAUCCAAUCUUUCGAUUUUAUUCACGGGGAGCAAAGUAUCGCUCCCUUCCUCUUCCGGCAUUCAUUUUCUGAGUAUUCAAUUCUCGGACCGUCAUCCUCCCCCUCCCCAUUGCUCACUUUCCUCUAGAAAUCCCCGUCCAAUCAACUGGUCAUUCAUUCACGCCGAUCAAAACAGAAGUAGAAGGGGAGCAAUGUGUAAUUCAUAGUAUUCAUGAAUGAAGGCGUCGCCUUCAGAAGUAGCAGACCGGAAAAGGGCUGACUCUCGGAGAACAGGGAAACGGGAGAGAUCAGAAUAAUUUGGUGACAUAAGAAAGAGAUUUAGAAUAGAACAGGGGACAAGAGGGAAUGAGCUGGUCUGCUCAUUCUCGAAUGUUUUCAGACCUGGAGCUCUUCCUUUCGCUGCUCCACCUCGUCUGUCUGACCUCCAUUCUCUGCGGAAAUGUCUCCCAGCUUGUCCUCCAACUGUACACCCGUCGUCUUCGAGAUGUGACCCAUGUUCAGCAGUUUCUCGCCUUCUUCUUCAUCAUAAACGCGUUCGUUUCGCUCGGAACUCCGUGGAUGAUCGUGGAAACACUCGUUCGUCACUGGACCUUUGGACCCAGUGCCUGCAGAGCGUAUCAGGCGACGGCCCAGGUCGGAAGAACACUUCUACCGUAUGCCAUUGUGGCAUUAUAUGUGGUUACGGUAUGGAGAGUCGGUGUAGAUCAGGAAAAUGAAUGAGAAUGUUGCAGAGUAUGUCUAUCAAUCCGUCCAGAAAGUGCCGUAUCCGUCAGUCGUUCACUACCAUCAUGUUCACAAUCAUUUUCACUUUGCUGGUCCUCUUCAUAAUCGUCCCGGUCAUUGGUAGUUCUACAGUAAUCUCUCCCUUCUCCUUUCUUCUUUUUCACUUUUUAUUCUUCCAGCUAAUACCGCGAAUCCACGGAAACCGUAUGCCCGGUGAAGUGUUCAGUGUGAUGUUCGAAUCGUUUUUCUGUGUGAUCCCCUUCGCCGACGAGGUCUACACAGACGGCGUCGCUCUGUUCGUGGAGGUCAUUGCGCCCGUCGUUCUCUGUUGCAUCUGUGCGAUCCGGCUCAAGAUGGCAACGAAGGACAUUCCGACGAUGAUGCCGAUCGAUUGCAUCAAUAACUAUCUGGUCAGUUUUGCUUUGAGUUUCUUCCGAACAAGCGCCUUCUUUUCCAGCUCUGGAUAGCUGCAAUCCACUUUUCCACCAGUUUCUGGUACUAUUUCACACCGGAGACCAAGAGAUGGAUCUUCUCUUUCCUGCCGACGCCCAUGGACCACCGGGACAUUCUCUGUCUCCUUCCGUACAUUUCCUCGGCGCUCACUUGGUAUCCGGCGUCCGAUUUGAGUGCAUUCUGGUCUAUUUACGAGGUUGUUUCCCUCCCGAAACCCAUAACCCUCUCAACCCAUUUCUCUUCUUUUCAGAGUCAUAGCGAGAGCCCCGAGUCCGGGCAGAGCCGUCACUCCUCUCGCCACGUCCGUCUUCUCGUUCCGCCGCCGUCCACUUUUGAAGAGGGCGGAUACACUCACGACUGUCACAUGCCGUUGAGCCCCAAAAACACUUGCGAUGUCUGA